Molecule: messenger RNA, 3323 nt
Organism: Triticum aestivum (bread wheat)
Lineage: Eukaryota; Viridiplantae; Streptophyta; Magnoliopsida; Poales; Poaceae
Product: protein FAR-RED ELONGATED HYPOCOTYL 3
Exons: 7
Coding region: 1954-3156 (400 amino acids)
Molecular function (GO): zinc ion binding
Source: RefSeq, a predicted model, not a curated record
UGGCUCUGGUCGGCGCGCGCCCCUGGUAUCUGGAUGGUGCUGAUCGGCUUUAAGAUCCGUUGUUAAUGUAGUGCUUUUUUAUGUUUAAUAGUAGGAAUAAUUUUGGCAGCAACUAUACGCCAUGUAUACGGGGCUCAAGUGGAGGAACGAUGACAUUGUGGUUUAGCUUAGAACAUGAGUUCGGUGGAUGGUAUUGAAUUUGGUUGGCAGGGGGCAUUAAUCACGGAUGUGAAUGCGGUCAUUGCUUUUUUGUGUACGAGGAUGGCUGUCUCUGCGUGAGUAGAUGAUCUAGCUUUUCUUCCUUAGCCAGAUGCAGUAGAACUCACCAGCGAUGAGGUAGAGCUGACGGCCGCGGCAUCUGAAAGAGAAAAUCGAUCUCAGGUUAUAUACAGGAAUGGAAAGCGGCUUCAGUCCUUCGAUAUUGACAAGCGGGUGCGGCUCGGAGCAUGUGAUUCGGCUGGCAACUCUAAUAGAAAACAGUGAGAGCCAGGGAUUGUAUGACUCCCCGAGCGAGCAUACGAAGAUUGAUGGUGACCGUGGCAGCGCUGAAGAGGAUACAUCCGGUUCACCACGAUCUGAAGAAGGAUGGGUCAGAAGGUAUGUGUCUAAGUGAAAACAGAACACACCAACAAUCAAAAAAAGUAUAGUCAGAAUCACACCUCCCAUGGAAGAUACAGUGUUGAAUCUAACCUGGCCAAGGCACGGAGUAAUGCCAGAUGAAAGGAAGACCAAGCACGACAGAGUUGCACCUUUGGAGCAGGCUUUAAGAGGAUUUGCUAAUAGAAAGACUGAUGCUGUGGUAGCACCAUCUAUUGGAUUGGUUUUUGAUUCUUUGGGUGAAGCAUAUGAUUUCUACAACCUAUAUUCUUGGGAGCUUGGUUUUGGUAUAAGAUAUGGCAAAAGCAGAACUAAUGUAAAGGGGACAAAAUGCAUGCAGGAGCUCUUAUGCGCAUGUUCAGGAAACCUAAGAAAAGCAAUACAACUUCUUGCCGUUCUGAGUGCCCAGCUAUGUUACGUCUUCUACAUACUGAAGACAAAUGAUGGUUCAUAUGUGAGUAUCGUCAUGUUCAUAAUCACGCUAUGUUAUCAAACUGUGUGGAAAAGCUCCAUUUCCCUUCUCAUCGUCAUAUUGACAAAUACUAGAGAGCUUGUUAGCCAGUUACGCGAGAAUAAUGUGAACCUAAGCAAGGUUUACAGCAUUAUUGGCAUGAUUUUUUGGUAGAAUAGAGAAUGCACCUUUCACUAAAAGGUGCCUAAGGACACUAUGUGGCAAAAUAAGCAAGGAACAGGCUGAUGAUGAUGUCAGAAAAAACUAUGGAUUUGUUUUCAGAGUUGAAAGAAAGAGAUAGUGAAUUUCAGUACACCGUUCAAGUGGAUAGUGAGAGUAGGAUAAGAACUAUUUUGUGGACUAACAGACGUAGCAAGCUCCAAUACCAUCAUUUUGGCGAUGUAGUUACUUUUGAUACCACGUACAAGACAAACUUGUAUGAUAUGCCUUUUGGCUUGUUUGUUGGAGUUAGCAAUCACUUCCAGAAUGUUUUGUAUGCUGGAGUUUUGAUGCGUGAUGAGAAGGUAGAGAGUUUUGAGUGGGUGUUCAGCGAAUUUGUAAAGUUGAUGGGCGGGAAGAAACCAAUAACAAUAUUAAUAGAUCAGGCAAGAGCUAAGGAGGUUGCAAUAAAAAAUGUUUUUCCUAGCACAAAUCACCGAUGGUGCAAGUGGCACGUAUUGAAAAAAGCAAAGGAGUCGCUAGGAAGCAAUCAUACGAAGAAGUCAGAUUUUUGUACAGAAAUUCAUCGUCUAUGUGACGAAAUGUUGUCUGUAGAAGAAUUCUAAAAAGGUUGGGCAGAAUUGGUUGGGAAAUAUGGCCUGUCAAGCAACACGUUUUUAACUUAGGUUUAUGAGGUGAGGAAAAAAUGGGCAAAACCUUACUUCAGCGGCAAAUUCUGUGCUAAAAUGACUAGCACCCAACAGAGUGAGAGUGCAAACCACAUGCUUAAAAAUUACGUGCCGCCAGCAUGCCCGAUGAAUGUUUUCGUUAAGCAGUAUGGCAAGCUACAAUAUGACAGGGAACAGGAGGAAGGAUUUCAAGAGAAAAGAACAAGGCUGGGUGGAGCUGUUAUAAAAUCAAAUCUUCCAAUAGAGCGUCACGCAAGGAAGAUUUAUACAAGGACAAUGUUUGAGAUGUUUGGAAGGACGCUUUAUGUGGCUGGCUACUAUUUUGUUGAAGAGUUAGAACCAAAAAUAAGAUAUGUUGCCAUACAUGGGAACCCUGAAAGCAUGGAUCUGUGGUUCAAAACUAAGUAUGAGGUGGUUAUAGCCGAAGACCAAUCAAAAUACAGUUGCGAGUGUGGAAGAUACGAGCACAUGGGAAUGAUUUGCUCUCAUAUACUAAAGGUUAUGAUAAUACUUGAUGUGAAGAAAAUCCCACAAGCACACAUAAUGAAGAGAUGGACACUAGAAGCUCGAGAUGUUUUGCCGGAUCAUAUCAAGCAUUACCAGAGAGACAUGGGGCCACCUGAUGCAAUGACAUUCAGGCAUUCUGCAAUGUACAUAACAAAAUUGGAGAUUGUCCAUCUUGGUGACAGCAAUCCUGAGGCUUUUGAGUAUGUCAUGAAUGGACUUUGUGAUUUAAAACAGAAAGCUAUGGCAUUAAACCUUAACAAAGACGGGUUGAGUGUGAUAGAGAAGUCGAAAGCAUCAAGCAUGACAAACUCCGUGGGUUCCCGAACAUCUUGCAAAACAAUGAAGACGAAGCGCCCAAGUGUUUCCAAAGAGUCUGUUUCCAACUCUUCACGUGUUAACCCCAUCGAGCCAAAUUUUGUUUGUAGUAGUGAAGUGUCCUCAAGAGAAGUUUUGUUAGCACCAGAAAGGAGGCUGAAAAGAGGAUACCCAACCACAUCACGUGACAAAGCGCCGUAUGAAGAUUCACAGAAGCGGACACGUUUCGGUAGUGUUUGUCGUGGAAAAGGCCACAAGAGCACUACUUGUCCACAAAGGGGAGAUCUGCCAGUUAAACCACGCAAAGAACCGCUUUGUAGCAAUUGCAAAGUUUCUGGUCAUAGGAAGAAUAGUUGCUCCAAGAAAAUGGUAAGUUUCAUGGAAGGGAUUAGUACAUUCCCAGGUCUGUCCACUGUGGGUGUUGAAGAGCUGGACUGAAGUGAGUUUGUAGAACAUUUCAUGUUUAUGAUUUUAAACUGUGAUGUGUUUUGUUGUUUGAAUUUUAAUUCUGUCACUUGUGGGUGUUGAAGAGCUGUACUGAAGUGAGCUUGUAGAACAUUUUAUGAAUGUGAUGAAUGCUUAAUGUUAAGGAUUUUAAACUAUGA